CGCCUUUAUUUUCCAGAUGUAUCGUCACUUGAGCCUAAGGCUACUAUUGAAGAUGCGCCUAGGGAUUCUCCAAAAUUCAACACUGUGAAGAGUAUAGUGUUGGAAAGCAUGUCUGAUCGACAGGUGCAUCAAUUCAUGCACGUGGAGAAGGUUCGGUUGGUGAAGAAUCCACUCCUUGAAUACAGGUUCUCUCAGUUUAAAACUAGCCUUCGGUCAUCAGGUCAAAAUGAUGCAGAGGGCUACGGGUUCUUACUUGUUGGAUUUGACGACGAAGAUUGGAUACACAUCUGCAAUCACGGGUACUCUGUUGGUGUUGCCUUCUAUGGAGACUUAGGUCUAAUAACCCGAGGUGUAUAUGUUUACCGUCAUGUGGACUUAGUGACUCCCUCACUUUUCUAUAAAGACGAAAUUAUGCGUGUUAUGGUAUUUCGAACUUUGAGAGGGAAAAGUAAUGCAGUUGGAUUGGGUUCCACCGAACUUGAACCAACUAUGGAUUGCUCUAGUCAUAUUGCCGCUCCAGAUCACAUUCCAUUUGCGAAGAAAAGCCGUCAGCAACUACAUCGACAGUCAGCGGUUUACCAUUAUGAAUACAACAAGGAUAUGUCGGUUGCUGAAGUUCCCUCGGGUGUUUUACCCUAUGCUGUCGUGGAUCUCCGUUUCAGUAUCUCCGAAAGAAACCAGCACUCUAGUUUACCUCCCACAUUAGGAUAUGUGAACGAUCAGCUCUAUUACUAUCCUGUGUAUGAAGGACAGCUGGCGAUUUGCUCUGCAGUUUUUCCAAAAGCAACUCUUAAUACGGUUUUUGAGGAUUCCAGCAAACCACAUGGAUUGGAUGAGUCUUUGGUGUUCACGAAGUUGCUAAAAUGGGCUGAUGCAUAUGAUGUGAGAGGGCUUCCGCAACUUAUGGCACCGGACACGUGGGGUUUAAUAGCAAAACAGCGCGAAGUCUGUGUUAGGAAUCACAAUGAGCGGUCUGAGAAAUGGAAAGUUCGCUAUGUUUCUCACUUCGUGUGGAUGUGUAACGAUACCCGUUUUGUCACCAUCACCAACGCUAUGCGUGUCGAACAAUGCGCUGCGAUCGCCUAUUCAAUAGAUGCAACCACGUACGUGGCCUUUCCAUCUAGUCAGUUUUCGAGUGUGUUCGGCCUACCGUGGCUGCAGCAUCCUUCCCUCCACGUCUUAGUUAUUCAUGCCAAUCCACUUUUCUACGCCGAUUCAAAUGACGUGAACUGCUUCAAUGAUGAAACGGAAAUUACGAACAAAAUUCCUCUUGGCACUGCAAUUCUGGAUGGUGAUGAUAUAGCGACCUGUAACUCAUUCAACUCUCAAGACCAUCAGAAGACACCCCACUUCACUCAACCGGAUCCGCGUGCACCCAUCCCAAGUUCGCCGUUCGAUGAGUCACCGUCGCAAGAUCCUUCAAAGUCAGUUGAAACGUCUCAAAGUGCAUGCUCGGACGCGGACGGUGAGGAGCGCUCUCCACUUCCUCCCGUCCCUUUGCCACAGUUUGCCGGCAAAAGCUGUCUACGAAAUAAACCUCCGCAAGUGUUUGUAGAGCAACCUCCACUAAUAGGGAGAAGCGUACCUCCUCCAGCACCCGGCACUGCUCGAAACACAGCUGCUGCUGGAGUUGCAACUCCCAGGAAAACGCGUAUACGAUGGUCAGAAAGUGUUGUAGACAAUGAAAAUAAAUGCGGCAAAAAGCUGUCGAAUGAUCGGGAUGAAGCGGUCAAGGCGGGACUGCAUGGACGUCUUCCACCACCCAAAGAUCUGCUAACAAGGAAGCCGCCAUUUGGCGCGGCUGAUCGGACGGGUCAGCAAUCAAAUUCAACCCCUCUCGACGUAAAUCCCAGCCCUCCCACCGUUGUGAACAAACAUAAGGAUCUGUUCCAAGGGGUUUUCAGCACAAUCGCAAAAGGUAACAUUUGCUUUUGUUGGUUGGUGGGGGUAGAUGCUGUUCAGCGAUCUGUUCUAGGUGGUAGUGCAGAUGUUGACUUGGCGGAUAAUGGAGUGGAACCAGCUCCUCCAGUUGAACAAGCACCCGAGACCGCAAAGUGCCCACGAGAGCCUAGCGGUUCCUCGUCUGCAUCGAAUGCAAACACACAGUCGUCAGAGGAUGAGCUCACAGUUUGUGACAUGGAAAUUGAGUCAGGCUCUGAGGGAACACCUACUCCACCAAACGUGAAGUCUUCGCCAGAAAGAACAGAUGAGGCGGUGGACUUCAUUGACGAUCAUGACGAAGAUUAUGAUGCCCAAUUCAUGUGUGAAACGACAAUGGAUUCGCAGACCAGUUCAUGUCCUUCGUCUGCUUCUACAACCUUUGGAGAGGAGCCCACAGCGUCCACAACGAUAUCUGGAGCGCCCGAUGUGCAGGUUGGAUAUUACAACUUGUAA
Cooperia oncophora is the source of this 2394-nucleotide messenger RNA. NCBI's taxonomy places the organism in Eukaryota, Metazoa, Nematoda, Chromadorea, Rhabditida, Trichostrongylidae. The record is from the annotation of a GenBank genome assembly.